AUGCCAUUUCUCCAGCCAAGCAGACGUGCAGAGGUUUUGGCGAAAUUGAGUUACUUUUUACAGCACGCGGCGUCGCUAGAGGUUGAGACGAGAGACGGGAAAAUGCGUCUGGUUGACGCCUACAUGGCGGGAGAGGAAACGCCACUGGCCUUAGCUUGUCGGUUCCGCCAACCGGCCAUAGUGCUCCUUCUCCUCCGACACGGCGCGAGGACAGAAUUGCCAUAUGCCCGUCACCAGUUCAGCGACUGCCUGGAGGUGCUGCUGACAUCUUUAUACUUCGUCCACACCACGGAGAAUGACCAUGAAAAUGUGGAAAAAAGUUUACAAUACAUCUGCCGCAGUGCUGAAAGAAUCAGCAUGAAGCGCCUCGAGCACCGCUUGGCGGACAACAUGUACAAACCAUCACAUCCAUCAUGGCGGGAAAUAAUCCCAAGCAGACGACACAAAGAUCCCGCCGAAUUGCAGCAUCUUUGCCGCUGCAAUAUCAGACGGCAGCUGCAUAAAUCCUUCUCCCUGCCUAAUGGUAUAGAAAAGCUGCCUUUGCCUAACAGAUUGAAAAAGUAUUUGGACCUGGAGUUUGAUUAG
This is a messenger RNA of Lineus longissimus, 585 nucleotides long. Its product is annotated as ankyrin repeat and SOCS box protein 17-like. Gene Ontology annotation, biological process: intracellular signal transduction. The record is from RefSeq and is a predicted model, not a curated record. The transcript has 3 exons. NCBI's taxonomy places the organism in Eukaryota, Metazoa, Nemertea, Pilidiophora, Heteronemertea, Lineidae. Bases 1 to 585 code for a protein of 194 amino acids.